This is a messenger RNA of Chenopodium quinoa (quinoa), 2127 nucleotides long. RefSeq names its product CBL-interacting serine/threonine-protein kinase 14-like. NCBI's taxonomy places the organism in Eukaryota, Viridiplantae, Streptophyta, Magnoliopsida, Caryophyllales, Amaranthaceae. The transcript has a single exon. The coding region runs from base 493 to 1908 and encodes 471 amino acids. Gene Ontology annotation, biological process: protein phosphorylation; signal transduction. The record is from RefSeq and is a predicted model, not a curated record. Gene Ontology annotation, molecular function: ATP binding; protein kinase activity.
AUAAUUGUCCAGAUUAUUUAUAUUGGAUAUUGAUAAUUAACCAUUAUAUUUUUAAUUAAUCAAAUUAGAAAUAAAAUUUUCACACUCAAAAACAUAAGCAUAGUAAAAUUAAAAAAGUGAUAAAUUUUUCUUCAAAAUAUAUAUAAAAAAAUAUAUUUAUUGAAAAAAAAAAGGGUUCCCAACUGAUGUCACGCUCUUUACACUUCCUCCCUUGCCCAUUUUGUAUAAAUAGCUCCUUCUACUCCCACACUUGUGAUUCGCUUAUCACUUUUCAACCCAAAAAAAAAAACAUCCUUUCUCUCUCCUCCCUAAAAACUCCUGAAAAACAAAAAACUAAUCUCAAUUCCUUCAAAGUAAAUCUUACUCCCUCCCAAAUUCAUAAACCCGUCUUAAGGGCUGCAUAUAUCAUUACCGAUAAAUUAUUAUAAACCCAGUCAGAAGACUGGAAUUCCAAUCUCAAAAAUCCCAAUUCUCACCGGAUCUCUGGAAACCAUGCCGGAGAUUAAUAACAAUGAAACUCUUUCCUCCACCGCGGCCACCGCAGCCGAACAAAAACCCGUCUUGUUUGGCAAAUACGAGUUGGGGAGACUCCUCGGCCGAGGCGGCUUCGCUAAAGUCUACCACGGCCGAGACCUACGCAAUGGAAAAAGCGUGGCUGUGAAAGCUGUUAGUAAACAAAAAAUUUACAAGGGUAACCUCACGGCACACGUGAAACGAGAAGUGUCUAUCAUGCGCAGAUUGCGCCACCCCCACAUCAUCCGCCUCCACGAGGUCCUCGCCACCAAAUCAAAAAUUUACUUCAUCAUGGACUUCGCAAAGGGCGGUGAGCUCUUCGCGAAGGUCUCGAAAGGCCGAUUCAGCGAAGAUCUCAGCCGGCGGUAUUUCCACCAAUUGAUCUCCGCUGUCGGGUUUUGUCAUUCUCGCGGUGUAUACCACCGCGAUCUGAAGCCCGAAAAUCUUUUAUUAGACGACAAGUGGGAUUUAAAAAUUACUGAUUUUGGGCUCAGCACAGUAAAAGAUCAGACCCGACCAGACGAGAUGUUACACACAAUGUGUGGAACUCCUGCAUAUGUCGCACCCGAAAUUCUCGCGAAAAAAGGGUACGACGGCGCGAAGGUCGAUAUAUGGUCGUGUGGAAUCAUACUAUUUGUUUUAACUGCGGGGUAUUUACCGUUUAAUGAUACGAAUUUGAUGAAUUUGUAUCGGAAAAUUUACCGCGGUGAAUUUCGGUGUCCGAGAUUUAUGUCACCCGAGUUAAAAAAUUUGUUAUCUCAUGUUUUGGAUGUUAAUCCAGAAAAUCGAUAUUCAAUCCAACAGAUUAUUGAUGAUCCUUGGUUUAAGAAAGGCGACGAAAAAAACAACAAGGUUGAUUUAGCGUCGUUUUAUUUUGAUGAUGACGAGAAAGAGGAGGAAGUGGAGAGGGAGAGUUGUGGUGGGUUUGAUGAAGAGAAGGAAAACUCGAGAUUUUUGAAUGCAUUUGAUUUGAUAUCGUUUUCGCCCGGGUUUAAUUUAUCCGGGUUGUUUAUGAAGGGUGAGCGGGAUAAGGAGAAUUGUUGGGAGACGUUUUUAUCAAAAGAGGCGGCGGAGGCGGUGGUGGAGAGGGUGGAAGAGGCGGCGCGUGGGAUUGAAGAGGUGGAGGUGGAGAGGAUGCGGUGUGGGAUGGGGGUUAGAGUCGAGGGGCAAAAUGGGGAUUUUGGUGUGGUGGUGGAAGUUCAUAGGCUAACGGAGGAUUUUGUUGUUGUACAAGUUAGGAAGAGAGAAAAAGAUGUGGGGCCUAGUCAUGAAUUUUGGAAGGAGAAGUUACGGCCCAAGAUUUCCGACCUUGUUUAUAAUCCUGGCACAAGAAUUGAAAUUGAAACCGAAACUGGAUCAGUUAAUUUAGUGGUGCCAAAAUCGUCUUGCUUUUAAAUUCAUGUUACGAAUUUAAUUUAAAGAAUUUGAAAAUCUGAUUAAGUAGUAGUAUAUGGAGUGAACCAAUGAAGUCUUACCAAAUGAUUAAGACUAAGGUUACAUAAUAUUAGUAUUAUGUUUAAUAUAUAUACCCCUUCUGUAUAUAUUUAUAUGGUUAAUUUCUUCAUUAAACUGCGAAAAAUCGAGACCUAUGCUAAAUUUUGAGUUCUUUUGUGG